CUUCCAUAUUUUCAGCCAAAAAAACCAAAAAAUGGAAGACGACGGAUUCACCCUGGUCACUGGUAGAAAAGCCGGAAAACAGUCGGCGAAAUUUAAAAAAACAGAAAAUGGAAAGCAUAUUCGAGUUGAUGGAACACUGGAAAGUAUCGAAAAAGCUAUGGAAUUGGCGAAAAAUGGGAUUCUGAAAAGCGGAUUGGGCACCUGGCUCCACCACAAGCUCCAACUCCUCAUCUCCCCCCACCAAAAAAUCCAAACCAUCUACGUCAUCGGAAACGGUCAUUUCGACGGCUCAACGGAGCCCGGAGCCCACCAACUUGCUCUUUUCCUGGAAAUUUCUGAGCAAUUCCAGUGUCCCAUCAUUUUCCAAGAGCCAGUGUGCUCUGCCACGGAGCUCAAAUGGCUCGAAUCAAAAAACGUUGAGAUUCGUCGAGAAAUGGACGCAAAAAUCGAUAUUUGCGAGGAAAAAUCGAUAUCAUCGAUGUUAUCGAUUUUCGCAUUCAUCCACGGAGAACACGAGAUUUUCAACGAAUUUUUAGAAUUUAACGCCGGAAAAAUCGAUAAUCUAAUUGUGAUCGGCAACGACUACGGCGGUGCCAACUGGGAAUUGUCGAAAAAUCGCGAAAAAAUGCCUAAAAUCACGGAAUUUUGCGAAAAAUCGAUAAUCACCGCGUUUCCGGCGAUCUACGAACCGAAUUCCAACGCGUUUUCCAGUACUGUUAUUAUGUCUUCUUGUGAUAAUCAAUAAACUUUUUUGUUUAAAAAAUAUCGAUUUUUAAAACCAUUUUUUCGUUUUUUUUUUGUAGAAAAAAUAAAUUUUUUUUAAUUCGA
This is a messenger RNA of Caenorhabditis elegans, 828 nucleotides long. RefSeq names its product SRR1-like domain-containing protein (gene Y55F3BL.4). The record is from RefSeq and is marked reviewed. The transcript has 3 exons. NCBI's taxonomy places the organism in Eukaryota, Metazoa, Nematoda, Chromadorea, Rhabditida, Rhabditidae. Bases 32 to 745 code for a protein of 237 amino acids.